This is a messenger RNA of Striga asiatica, 1413 nucleotides long. Lineage: Eukaryota; Viridiplantae; Streptophyta; Magnoliopsida; Lamiales; Orobanchaceae. The record is from the annotation of a GenBank genome assembly.
AUGGUUUCUGAUUCUACGCCUAUUCUCACCCCAAUCGACGAAGACGACGACACCCAACUGCCCGCCUCAGUGAAAGAUGAUGGAAACGAUCAUCCUAGUACAGCCAGAAAAGCCCUCUUAUCCUUCAGGACGGACGCCGCCUCCUCCUGGGAUUCCCGCCGGAACUCUCCCUCAACCACCGCUAUUUUCAUAUCCCUCGUCAUCUCCACCUGUAUUGCCCUCUCCGCCGCCAUAGCCUUUGGUUUCCUGUUCUUCCACGCGUCCUCACCCGACCCGAACUCCACCGACGAGACCUCCCGCCCUCUUUCGAAACUCAAGCACCCCGUGGUUUUACUAAUCUCGUCAGACGGGUUUCGUUUCGGGUACCAAUUCAAGACAAAUACCCCCAACAUCCACCGGCUAAUCCACAACGGGACCGAAGCCCGAUUAGGCCUGAUCCCGGUCUUCCCGACGCUGACUUUCCCAAACCAUUACUCCAUCGUCACAGGUCUGUACCCCGCCUACCACGGAAUCCCCAUCUGGGAGACCGUGGCCCGCCACGGAUUGAAGGCCUCGACUUAUUUCUGGCCCGGUGCCGAGGUUAAACGGGCCUUCUGGGACUGCCCUGAAAAAUACUGCAUGUUUUACAACAGCUCGGUGCCUUUUGAGAACCGAGUCGACUCAGUCCUUAGCUACUUCGAUUUGCCAGACAAUGAAAUCCCUUCAUUCAUGACGCUCUACUUCGAGGACCCGGAUAGCCAGGGACACCACGUGGGGCCCGACGACCCGCGAAUCACAAAAGCCAUUGCCGGAGUUGACUCAAUGCUCGGGAGGCUAAUAACCGGUUUAGAAGAAAAAGGUGUUUUUGAGGAUGUGAAUGUGAUUUUAGUCGGGGACCAUGGGAUGGUGGGUACAUGUGACCGAAAAUUGGUUUUCUUGGAUGAGCUGGCGGAUUGGAUGGAGAUUCCGAAAGAAUGGGUGUAUUCGUACAGCCCAUUGCUUGCUAUCCGGCCGCCUGCCGGAAUCUCGCCGGAGGAGGUAGCGAGGAAGAUGAACGAGGGGUUGAGGUCGGGGAAAGUCGAGAAUGGCGAGUAUUUGAGGGUUUAUCUCAAGGAGGAGCUUCCGAGAAGGCUUCACUAUUGGGAGAGUGAUCGGAUUCCGCCGAUUAUUGGGUUAGUUGAGGAGGGUUUUAAGGUGGAGCAGACGAGUUCGGGAAAGAAAGAGUGUGGGGGUUCGCACGGGUAUGACAAUGCGUUUUUUUCCAUGAGGACGGUUUUUGUGGGCCACGGCCCGCGGUUUGGGAGGGGAAAGAAGGUUCCGUCCUUUGAGAAUGUUGAGAUUUAUAAUUUGGUGACGGAUAUUUUGAACAUUAGUGGGGUUCCAAACAAUGGGUCGGUUUCGUUUCCAAAGAGCGUUCUUUUACCUAGGAAUUGA